GUUGGUCUCGAGGCCUGUUUAUUUGCUUCGACGACUAGACGAUACCACCGUCCCCGACCGCCUUCACCUCCCGUCCGCUCACCCCUUUAUCAGCCAGGCUUCCUAAUCAACCGGCUUAUUGUCCUCUUCGAUUCGUAGCCAGGUUCCUUAUGAUCAUCUGCAAAUCGACCUAGAUGGCCGGCUAGGCUUCUCCUAGUAUCUGUCUUUCUUCUUGUUCCUGUCUCGGGACCCUUGUUCAAUUUUUCAACUAUUCGAUUCUCUGCGACUGGAAUCGCAACAUUAUUGCAACAAUGUCGAGUCCAAACCGGAAUGCAAACCUCCCAGAUGGUGCCUUUAUAACGACUUUCAAUGGCAAAAGGUGUACGGCUAGGCCAAGAGGGGGGAACAAGACGAGAUCCAACAAUCAACAACGACAAUCGGCAAGCACUUCGCACUCAACUUCGACGUCCCACUCGACGACACGCUCAACUCCUCCGCCUCAAACGAGCUCGCCGCCUCUGCCGGUUGCUACUCCAUCUCCUCCGCCGCCGCCGCCGCCGCCUCCACCACCAACAACAACACAACCACCACUGCCACCGGCCGUUUUGACUACCAGUACGACGAGCUCCUCAUUACUUCCCCCUCCUCCCCCUCCACCUCCGGUCACAGCUCCCUCGUCAAUAGCCCCGCCCCUGCAGCAGACACAAGCGCCGCCUGCUCCGGUGGUGUCAAGUCCCCCUCCACCUCCACCAGUAUCGACGUUUUCUACGCCGCCAAUCGUCGAUGCGGAGCCUUCGGCCACUAUUCCUACUUUCAACGACAUCCCCAAUAUUCCCGUGCAGACUGCACCACCCACCCCCGCCCAAAUACUCCCUCCUGCAUCAUCGUCUUCUUCAAUACCCAUACCCGUUGUAUUGCCACCCGUUCCAGGAACCAGCCAGACUGAUGCCAGGACAGCCCCAACACCGCCGGUGUUUCUGAGCAACGUUGGCCCGUCCCCCUCGCCCAAGAGCAGCGCGGGAGCAGGAGCAGGAGGAGGUGCAGGAGUGGGUGCCAUUGUGCCUUCGCCUCCCCUGAAUCCUGGCACAGCUGCUGGCGAGGCUGGGAAUGAUUCACCUGCAUCCAACGGGACUCCAUCUGGGAAUAGCAGAUCCGGUGGAGUUGCCAAACCGGUUGUUAUCGCGUCGAGUGUAGUUGGUGCCGUGGCUGUACUGGGCCUAUUUGGCUUCCUUCUCUGGCUCUGGCGUAAACGACUGCUCAAGAAACGCCGGAGCACCCUUCUCACGCCUCUGUCGACGGAUCCUAGAUUCAGGCAUACGGAGAAUACAUCAUAUGUCAUCGACAGGGGAUCUCUGGGCCCGACGCCACGCUCCGCCAAGCUCAAGGCGGCGCUCGGAUACAACUUCCAGCGAUUCAGGGUCCAACUUGGAGGGUUGGUUUCGCGCAACCGGGAUAGCAGCUCGGCCAGGGACCGUUCGCAGUUCAUGAACGUUUCUCAGCAUAGCCGUAACAGCUCGUCCUGGUCGAACCACACGGGGCCUCGGGAUGUGGUCACAUCGAAAGAUCGCAUCAAGGAUUGGUGGGAACGGCUGACGGCGGACAUGAAAUUCAACUGGCGGUUGCGUGGUGACAGGAUCGUGGAAAAGGACCCAUUCGCCCCGACACGCGACAUGCAAGACCGGAAUGCAGCCAUGGGCGGACAGCCCGACUUCUUGACGCUUCUGGGUAUGGACGACACGGAAGUCCAAAGGGAGGCUCAGCGGAGGCGGCUCAGUCGCGGCCAGGGCAGCGCCGGCUCAGCAGAACAUUUUCUCGGAGGCCUUGGACUCAACUUUGAGAAUGCUGCGGCAAACCCUUUUUCGGAUGUCAACGCCUUGCCUCACGAUUCAGCAAAGCCAGCGCCGCUCGCCGUGGCCAACACAGGCAACGACCCCUUCUCUGACGCCAACGCCAUUUCAGCACCUGCCGCAGCAGUCAAGCCGCCGUCAACGUACGUUGCAGACGUGCGCCGGUCUCGAGGAACAUCCUUCGGUGGCGGCACGACAAGGCCGCCCAGUGGCUCGACGUACUCACCUCGACUGGAAUCCAUGUAUCGGGACUCAAUGCAAAGUGUGGAGAGCUUCGCCACGAGGCGGAACAAGUUCCGGUCUGACCCGUUCGAUCUGGAGCGGCCCGAACUACUAGGGAGCCGCACGACGCAGGCAAGCAGCAACUACUACCAAGGUGGCGGUAGUGGUGGUGCGCCUCGCGUGCCGGGCUCUGCCCAUACACGAGCCGACAGCUUCAGUUCGAAGUACAGCAGCGGAGUGAGCAUGGAUGGGUGGAGUGACCCGGGUCCAGACGUUGGGCCUUCAUCAAGCGGUCCGAGUUAUCGUCACGAGGCCGAGAGUCCCGUCGCGGGAUACCGCCCUGGAGAGCAGAAGGCUGGGUGGAGACCCAGCGGAGGAAGCCAGAACAGCGUCGGCAAGGCGCUGUAAGCACAUUUCCGAAUUUGUAUUACCACACAUAUUUUCACUGCCUGUA
Colletotrichum destructivum is the source of this 2502-nucleotide messenger RNA. RefSeq lists its product as uncharacterized. The transcript has a single exon. Bases 291 to 2456 code for a protein of 721 amino acids. The record is from RefSeq and is a predicted model, not a curated record. Lineage: Eukaryota; Fungi; Ascomycota; Sordariomycetes; Glomerellales; Glomerellaceae.